UUUCUCAAAGUUCGUUCAGUUUUGCGCGCCUCGUCGCUUUUCUAAUUAAAUGUGCGCGCUAACCCGUUAAAUGGUUUUUGGCCCGUUUAUUUAUUUAAGCCGCAACUCUGAUAACUGUUGGCCGUAGGUUUCGAGCUUCGGAUUUUGUUUGUGCGCGGCUUUUGCGGUGUCUAUACGAUAAUUGCCAAUAAAUUAAAUUGCAUCAGUUUAAUUAGAAUAUUUAUAAUUGUUUCGUUUUCGACUGCUCAGGAAAUAACAACAAGCACAACCUUAAAAGCAUUGACCGCAAUUGCAUGUGGGCGUGGUCGCCACAAGUGCACACAGAUCUAACCAGUGGCAAAUCGGGAUAAGACACGCGCCUCCAAUUACCUGUUAACAGGCUGCCCGUUGCUGACCCAACGCCCGCACGGGCAUAAGUAUCUCUUUGCCACUCACACACACACACAUAACCGAAAUCUACACGGCCGCACAAUGGGCAAGAAGAACUCCAAAUUGAAGCAGGACACCAUUGAUCGUCUGACGACAGACACAUACUUUACUGAAAAGGAAAUACGUCAAUGGCACAAAGGUUUUCUUAAAGACUGCCCGAAUGGUCUGCUGACUGAACAAGGAUUCAUCAAAAUUUAUAAGCAAUUUUUCCCGGACGGAGAUCCCAGUAAAUUUGCCUCCUUGGUAUUUCGAGUAUUCGACGAGAACAAUGACGGCGCCAUUGAGUUUGAGGAAUUUAUUCGGGCUUUAUCCAUAACAUCACGUGGAAACCUCGAUGAGAAGUUACACUGGGCCUUUCGUCUUUAUGAUGUGGACAAUGAUGGCUACAUAACUCGAGAGGAAAUGUACAAUAUUGUUGAUGCCAUUUAUCAGAUGGUGGGCCAACAGCCGCAAACGGAGGAUGAGAAUACACCGCAGAAGCGUGUCGAUAAGAUCUUCGAUCAAAUGGAUAAGAAUCAUGAUGACCGCCUCACCUUAGAAGAGUUUCGUGAGGGUAGUAAAGCUGAUCCACGUAUAGUGCAGGCGUUAAGUUUAGGUGGUGAUUAACCGCAAGAAUUGUAAUUGCGCUUAAAUUCGAGAUUGUCACAGAGUUGGAAGCAUGAAGCAAAGACAACGAAUUCGUGCACAAUAAAUAAAUAUGGUUUGAUAUAAUGGUUAAGUAA
Messenger RNA from Drosophila virilis, 1151 nucleotides. It is a transcript of the gene Frq2, whose product is annotated as Frequenin 2. Gene Ontology annotation, molecular function: calcium ion binding; calcium sensitive guanylate cyclase activator activity. The record is from RefSeq and is a predicted model, not a curated record. Lineage: Eukaryota; Metazoa; Arthropoda; Insecta; Diptera; Drosophilidae.